This is a messenger RNA of Manihot esculenta (cassava), 1328 nucleotides long. Its product is annotated as spermidine synthase 1. Lineage: Eukaryota; Viridiplantae; Streptophyta; Magnoliopsida; Malpighiales; Euphorbiaceae. The transcript has 9 exons. Gene Ontology annotation, biological process: spermidine biosynthetic process. Gene Ontology annotation, cellular component: cytosol. The record is from RefSeq and is a predicted model, not a curated record. The coding region runs from base 189 to 1181 and encodes 330 amino acids. Gene Ontology annotation, molecular function: spermidine synthase activity.
GACCCGCCAAGCAUUCAACUAUGGAGACAAAACCUGACAAAUGAUCAUUCAGGGGCCAGCUUUCAUUUUUCUACUCGUGGUUUAAUUGGUCAUUGUUUCCUAUUUAUUGACACAUGCAUUAAGCUUUGUCCUUCAUAUUCUCUUAUCAGCUCCUGUGGUGGUGAAUAUCUAAUCAACGACAGAAAUCAAUGGCUGCUCAGAAUGGUUUUGCUUCUGCAGAAUCUGAAGAGAUAAAUCAGACCACUCAUCUCUUUUCUCCUCCAUAUGCUAUUGAAAUGGAGAAUCAUAAAUCUCUUAACAUUCCAGGAUGGUAUGCUGAUGUUCCCUACGGAUGGCCAGGAGAGGCACACUUGUUCAAGGUGGAAAAGGUCCUCUUUCAUGGCAAGUCAGAAUACCAGGAUCUUUUUAUAUUUCAGUCAUCAGCGCAUGGCAAGAUUGUGAUCUUGAAUGGUGCUAUUCAACUUACAGAGAAGGAUGAGUUUGUCUACCAAGAAAUGCUCACCCACCUUCCCCUUUGCUCCAUUCCAAACCCAAAGAAGGUAUUGCUAAUUGGAGGGGGUGAUGGUGGGAUUUUGAAAGAAAUAUCUCGUCAUUCCUCGGUUGAUCGUAUUGAUAUUUGUGAAAUUGACAAAAUGGUGAUUGAUGCGUAUAAACGGUUCUUUCCGGAUAUAGCAAUCGGAUACAAAGAUCCCCGAGUCAACCUGCACAUAGGAAACGGAGUUGAAUUCCUGAAAACUGUUCCUCAGGGUACUUACGAUGCAAUCCUAUUGGACGCGUUCCAAUGCAUGGGGCCUGAAGAAGAAGAAGUAGGGGAUAAAUGGUUCCUAGAAUCGGUUGCAAGGGCGCUUCGGCCAGGAGGGGUCAUGUGUUGCCCAGCGGACAGCUUGUGGCACGCAGAAUUUUCACUUUCAGAUUAUAUAGCAAGAUGCCGCAAGGCAUUCAAAGGCUCUGUUAACUACGCCUGGUGCACAACUCCUGCAUAUGCCAGUGGGAUGAUAGGUUUCAUGCUUUGCUCCACCGAGGGACCACCGGUCGACUUCAAACACCCUGUAAAUAUACUGAAUCCUGAGAAUUAUGGUGUAGCCAAAGGACCUCCCCUGUUUUAUAAUUCAGAGAUCCAUACUGCUGCAUUCUGUCUACCAUCUUUUGCAAAGAAGAAGAUGUUCGGCUCCAAAAUCUGAUUAACAAGAGGAAUGAGAUUCAGCCAUAGCUAGCUAGUUACCUUAUUUUCAUUUACUAUAAACUCGUUUAAAAAUCUAAUUAACAAGAGUAAUGCGAACAUUUGAGAGAGAAAAAAAAUGCAAACAACCAUAGAAAAGUUUCUUUCC